GCGCCGGAGAGCAGGGAGGGGAGCGGACUGGAUUUCCCCCCGUGCGGCUCGGCCAGCCCCAGCGCCGCAGCAUGAGGCGGCUCCGGAGACUGGUGCAUCUGGUGCUCUUCUGCCCGCUCUCCAAGGGCUUGCAGAGUCGUCUCCCUGGCAUCAAAGUGAAAUAUCUUUUCCUUGCCUGGCUGGGCGUCUUCGUGGGCAGCUGGGUGGUGUACAUGCAUUACUCGUCCUAUUCCGAGCUGUGCAGAGGUCACGUCUGCCAGAUGAUAAUCUGCGAUCAGUACAAGAAGGGGAUCAUUUCUGGCUCAACGUGCAAAGACCUGUGUGAGGAGCACACCCUGGUGUUCCAGCAGUGUCUUUCCUCCUCCCCCACUCAGCAGGUUUACAGGGGGCGCUGGAUGGAGAAAGAAGUGAUCAUUAAAUGUGGUAUUGAAGAUGCUUUAAAGGCAGACAGCAACCCCGAUUCAGUGCCCAGAAAGGACCUGGUUCUCUUUGACAAGCCUACAAGAGGGACAUCCAUGGAUGAAUUCAGAGAGAUGCUCCUGAACUUCCUAAAAGCUAACCUAGGAGAUCAGACAUCACUUGCAGCCUUGGUGAACCAAAUCAUCACCAUCGCAGAUGUGAACAGAGAUGGGAAAGUAUCUCUGGCAGAGGCCAAAUCCAUCUGGGCUCUACUUCAUCUAAAUGAAUUCCUGCUCAUGCUCUCCUUGCAUGAGAAAGAGCACACCUCCAAAUUGUUGGGGCACUGUGGGGACCUGUAUGUCACGGAGAAGAUCCCUCACAACUCCCUCUAUGGUACUAAUGUCCCUCACUUCUUCCAGCCACUGCUGCCUUCAGCCAUCCACCGGAUUAUUCACCAGUGGUUUGCCCCAGCCUGGCCCAGGAGAGCAAAAAUCGCCAUCGGCCUUUUGGAGUUUGUGGAGGAGAUAUUCCAUGGGACGUACGGGAACUUCUACAUCUGUGAAACUAGCUUUAAGAAUGUGGGCUACAACGACAAGUAUGACUUCAAAAUGGUCAACCUGAGGAAGGUGGCAACAGAGAUGACAAUCAGAGGUUUCCUCAAGGGACGUCACUGUGAGCAGAAUGUGGACUGCACCUAUGGGAAGGACUGCAUGGCAACUUGCGACAAACUCAUGAAGCAGUGCAAGGGCGACAUGGUCCAGCCCAACCUGGCGAAAGUCUGUGGGCUACUGCAGGAUUACUUGCUGUACGGAGCACCAUCUGACUUGAAAGAAGAGCUGCAGAAGCAGCUACGAACUUGUAUGACCCUUAGCGGCCUGGCUAGCCAGAUGGAAGUGCACCACUCACUUGUGUUGAACAAUCUCAAGACCUUGCUUUGGAAGAAGAUUUCAAAUACCAAAUAUUCCUAACGGGGCAGCCGGGAUGGUAGGCUAUAGUGUUGGUAUCCAGUUAAGGAUAGAGGGUCAUGCCUCUUCAUUCUGCCAGAGAAAAUGCAUCAGAAGCAGGUAGUUCACAUGGUUGCAGCCUUUUCCUGUAUGAUGCCCUCCGCCCCCCAUAAAGCAUCAAUGACCCAUUGCCACUCAGCAAAAUCAUCAAUAGCGUGCUGUAAAGAACAUGAUGCAAAGUAGAAAUACCAAGAGCCUGGCUGAAUAGGUUUGGGGGAAGAUAGAGGAACCAGCCAAGCUGCACCUCUUUCCUGCUAAUCAAGGAACAAUCACAAGUGCAGAGUAUGAAUCGUCAUGCUGUAAUUGUCAUAUCUUAUUUUGAUGAACACCUCUGAUGUAAAUAAAUAGCUUUUGUGAGAGUAGCACUGGUACACCAAUGGCAAACAGCCUUUUAAAUACCAGCAUCCUGGUGAUUCUUAAAAGGGUAGAGUAUCCCACCCUGGAGUCUGCACAAUUUAUUUUAAUGUCUGAAUUUGAUACUGUAAAAUUCAGACAGUGUAGGGAGCCAAUAGACAAGCUCAGCCCCACACACUUUGAUUCUGGUUGUUACACACCUUCCUGAACUGCCUGACCACAUAGUAGGUAGGUCCUGGCAAAUUCUAGGUUUCGUGUAAACAGCUGCUACGCUUGCGAGAAGGAGCAUUACCUGGUGGACCGCACCAUUACCCAUUUGCAUUGUUUAAUGUGUUACAAUGAUUACAGUUAAAGGAAAACACUGAUGGCUAUAACAUAAGGAUAAAACAGACCUAUACAAAUACAGAAAGUCCCCAGGCAGACACAAACCAAAUUAGCAGUGGCAUAUAUGCUACAUGGUAAUACUGUGUUCCCCACAUCAAGAGAAAAACAGUGCUUAGACACCAGUUCAGGUCCAAAUCCACCUCUUGGUUUAAUCGGCACUUUUAAAAUUGACAGGAUUUGACUGGAAAGUUAAAACUAAUCCCCCAUUAAUCCAUUGCUCUUCCCCUGCCCCCAAAUAAAAAUAAAAGGAAUUUCAGACAAUUUUUCAGUUGGCAACAAAAACAAAUCUCAAUUGGUUGUCUGACCGCUACCUGCUAUUGAAAUACUGACCCUUUGUUUCCAUUUGUAUUUACUUAUAAUAAUCCUUUAGCAUUCAAGAUGCUCUGAA
Mauremys reevesii (Reeves's turtle) is the source of this 2529-nucleotide messenger RNA. It is a transcript of the gene DIPK1B, whose product is annotated as divergent protein kinase domain 1B. Bases 72 to 1367 code for a protein of 431 amino acids. NCBI's taxonomy places the organism in Eukaryota, Metazoa, Chordata, Testudines, Geoemydidae. The record is from RefSeq and is a predicted model, not a curated record. The transcript has 5 exons.